AUGUCCGUGCGGUCGAGGAAGAAGAGACGUCUCAGUACUUCUCAAACUGUGGAGUCUGAAGAGCCAAUCAGCUCCAACGUAGGGCUUACAAGGUACUGCAACAGCCAAUCACAGCAGAGCACAUGUGAUGUCCGGAGAAGGGGGGCGGACACUGCAAAAAGUUUAAUGGUGUGCUUUUCUUCAGAAGUAGUCUAUGAAUUAUCGCCAAAAAGUGCUUUAAAAACUUAAAAUGAUAGAGUUUUUUAUUCUUUACUUACAGUGACAUUAAGUCCACAGGGCCCAGUGUUGAUCAGACAAAGACUGAUUCUUCCAUUCUUCCAACAAUUAAUGACCACUAUUCUUUCUGUAACUUUAUUUACAAAAUGAAUUUUGGAUAGUGGGUCAUCUUCUAAUGUCUGAAUCUGAAAUGGUUUAUUUGUUGAUUUUUUUUACAGCCAGAAGCCUGAACAGUCCAAGACACCAAGUGUUCUUUCCCUGAAGAGUGACAGAUCCAUGUACAGGCCUAUUGUAUUUGGUCCUGAAGGUAAACAAAGGUAAUGUAAUGUAUUCUGUAAAAUAUAGAAAAUUCACUGUAAUGCAGAGAAUACUGCAUCAUAAUUCUGGAGAAAUACACCUCAUACCGGGCAGUACUAGUACAAGAAAGUAUUUAAGGCUCUGGUAUAACAGAACCCAUGUUCUUUGACUCGUAGCUUAUGAACCCUUUCAGGUCUAAUGUCUUAAUUAUGUUUGAAUAUUAGCUGAAAGCAAGAAGAGAUGAAUCCUAUAAAUGACUCAGGGCGACCCCGAGUCUUUUGUUUUUUUUGGUGCCAAUAGGAGUAAGAGCUUGGUCUCAUAGCUAAAAUUCUUUGUUUCCACUUUGUGUCAACGCAAAGUCAAGUUUGACUUAAUGUGAUGAAGGACUGAAUGAAGAGGGUCAUCAGAAAUACUCAUGUAUGCAGUGCACACUUUGAUUAGCCAGAAUUUACUCUUAAAUGGAUUGAUAAUUUAGUUCAUUUCAGUUUAUUAUUUUCUAAUCAGAAACUGUGGAGGCAUCAAGAGGAAUGACAGAUUUUCCUGAAACAUGUUUUAGUACAUAAGCAAAUGUUAGCUUUGUUAGCAAAACAAAUCUGAAGGAAACCAUUUUUUUGUUGACAACCUUUCCACCAUUGCCUUUGUGAGUCACAAAUCCAAAGAUAUCCAAGGGCGAGUAAGGCCCGAACUACACGUAUAUAGAUAUUUAUCAGGAUAUUUUUGUACUCCCGUCUAAAUAAAUGUAUCUGUCCACACGUGUUAGUUCUCAAAAAUAUCUGCGUCCACACGUAGCCUUCAAACUCAACCCUAUCUGGUGCCGCUUAAAAAAAAUUCAGGAACAAAGCUAACUGACUGGCCGAUGAAUCGUAACAGCGUGAUGCGUCAUGCAUUGUUUGUGGAAGCUACGCUAGUGCGUCGGGUCCAUGUGACGGACCAUGUGACCAAUAAAAGUAAUGGGCGCAGCAGACGCGUCUGUGAGCUGGCUGACUGGUGGAUGUAAUUGUAUAAAACAAGGUUCACUUGCAAGGCUGAAAUUAGCCCCAAAAGGGCAAAACAAACGUGAUGUCUGUCCGCCAUCGUUGUUGUUGUUGUUUUUCUUUUUAAUUCGCAUGUGCGAGCUGCGGUUUGACGUCAUCGAUCCGUAAAAGUCCGACCACACGAAUCCACAACGGAUACGGGAUACGGAUAUUUUUUUAUUUCUCCACUUGUUUUUUCGGAUUCAGAUUUAUCCAGUUUGAGUGUUCCAAACUCCUGUUUUAGUGUGGUAGGGAGGCCUAAUCGGACAUAAAUAUGUGCGGUUUGAAAUAUAUCCGCAUUCGUGCAGUUUGGGCCUAAGUCCUGGGUUUGUCUUUAUUGAACACACAUUCUUUCUUUGUCACUUACCUUUGGUAGACCUGGCCAAUCAUCGAAGAAAAAAAAGUAGUAGUUUGGCUUCUUUUAAUUACACGAAUUAGCAACUGAAAUUACAAAAAUUUUUCCAAUGUAUAACUUGUUAUCCUGUUGCUUACGCAUUUGUUGUGGUGUGAUCUAAUAGGUUAACUGGGAGACAAACCAGAAAGUUUAAGCUAAAAGGGGGCAUAUUCCCACCUACUGUGGUGGUGACCAACAUACUUCUGAUAAUAAAUGGAUUUGUUCCCAGUGCUUGUUAACUGGGUUUUAGACAGUAUUCCAAACCAGAUCGUCUAAUUGAGCAAUAAACUUACAGUGUAUGUACACAUACAGGUUGUCACGCUGAAAAAGAAAUUGGACUCGAAUGUAGUUUUUUACUUGUUGAUCUCUUACAGCCAGCAGUCUGGGGAAUCCACAGCAUCCAGCACUGUUUCUAUGGAGAAGGCUGCUUCCAUGGGCGAGCCUAUUGUUUUUGGACAUAGAAAGACACAAAGGUACUGUAACGGAUUAAAUUAGGAAACUCACAUACUGUGAUCGAACUUCAACCAAUCCAACUACAACCAGAUGUACAUACAAAUCAUACACCAGCGGAGGACACAUGUCUAAUGGGACAUGUUUGUCUUUGUUUGUACACUCCACAGCCAGCCGACUGGAGAGCCAUCCAGUUGUUCCGCAUGUACAGGAGUUUUGAGGGAUCCAGUUCGUCGUCUUUGUGGACACUGGUCAUGCAAACAGUGUCACAUCCUGGAUUGUGAGUGUUUAAGUGAACUGGGACGUGAAUUCAAACGCCGAAGAGGUAAAAGAAAAACAAAGACGAAUAUUUAUGCUCAAUGCUAAUAUUAGGUCCAUACUUAAUAUGUGUUUUGAAAUACAAAAAAGUCUGUAAUAUAUUCUGUGCAAAAAAGUAAUGUACUUUUGUGCUGUUUUCUGUUUUGGUGUGUAAAAUGUAAAAGCUUUUCUAUUUGCAUGUGUUUUUAAUCGUUCCAGUGGCCAGUCCUUUGAUGAGAGCCAGACAGUUUUUUAAAGAAGAAAUGAAGGGCAAGUUUGCUUCGAUAUCUGAGGGUAAUGGUGACCCAAAGAGCUCCCUCAACAGCAAAUACACAACACUCUUGAUUUCCAUCAAAGAGAAUGAAGGGCUGCAUGAAGAACACGUGUUCAGACAUAUCAAACAAAAAUUUAAACCAGGCUCCCCUACAAAAAAAGUUGACCUCUGUGACAGCUUUAAACCUUUGCCUGGUCAUCAGAAUAAAAUCAGAAUGGUCCUUACGAAGGGUGUUGCAGGUAUUGGCAAAUCAUUUUCAGUGCAGAAAUUCAUUCUUGACUGGGCCGAGGGGAAGGAGAACCAGGACUUCAGUUAUGUUUUCUGCAUUGCUUUCAGAGAGCUGAAUUUGAUCAGUGAUGACAAAAGCUUACUUCAGCUCCUGACUAAGUUUCACCCUGCAUUCGGGGAACAAGAAAAUUCAGAAAAUUAUGUCAAGACCAGGGUCAUAGUGAUCCUGGAUGGUCUGGAUGAAAGUCGACUUCAACUGGACUUUGAAGGCAAGCCGGUAAAGUCAGUCACUGAAGUGACAUCUGUGGCUAGUCUCCUUGCUAACCUCAUCAAGGGUAACCUUCUGCCAGAUGCUAAACUCUGGAUAACAUCCCGUCCAGCAGCAGCUUAUCAGAUCCCUGCAGAGUAUGUAGACAUGGUCACAGAGAUCAGAGGGUUCAGUGAUUCCCAAAAAGAGGAGUACUUCAGGAGGCGAUUUAGAGAUGAUUCGAGCCUUGCUGACAGAAUAGUGUCACAUAUUCGCUCGUCACAGAGUCUGGACAUCAUGUGCCAGAUCCCAAUCUUCUGCUGGAUUUCUGCUGUGUUAUUUGAGGAGAUCUUUGGGGAGGAUAAGGCUGAAAUCCCUCAAACUCUUACAGAGAUGAUGGCCCAUUACUUGCUCGCCCAGACAAUACGCAGUAGCAGAAAAUAUAGUAAAAGCAGCGAAGAGCAACUUCUGAAGAAACACAAAGAAUUCCUCCUGAAACUCGGCAAGCUUGCAUUCAUCCAGCUGCAGAAAAACAACAUCAUCUUCUACGAUGAAGACCUUGAAGACUGUGGCAUUGAUGUGAAAGAGGCAACCAUCUACUCUGGGUUUUGCUCUGGAGUCCUCAGAGAGGAACAGGCCUUUUCUCAGAAGGUCUUCUUCUUUGUGCACUUGACUAUACAGGAGUUCUUCGCAGCCCUUUUUGUCUAUGACUGUUUCUCAAACCAGAAAACAGAAGAGCUCAGCAACUUUCUUGAUCUGAAGGAUGAGAGCUAUUCUUUACUUGAACUUCUGAAGUUGACAGUUGAGAAAGUGCUGGAGGACAAGAACAGCCACCUGGACUUCUUCAUGCAAUUCCUCCUUGGCCUCAUGGUUGAAUCGAAUCGGAGAGUCCUUCAGGGUCUGCUGACAUCACCAGACCAAGGUCAAGAUACUGAUAAGAAAAUCCUGACACACCUUAAAGCCAUUCGAAGGAAGACCCUUUCUCCAGACAGAAGCAUCAUCCUCUUCCAGACAAUGGUUGAGAUGAAGGAUCACAAAGUCAAAGAUGAAAUCCAGGAAUUUCUCAGAUUACCUGAACGUUCCAAAACAGAGCUGACUUCCCUACAAUGCUCAGCACUAGCCUACAUGCUGCAGGUAUCAGAGAAUGAUCUGGAGGUGUUGGACUUGAAGAGUUUCAACACAACAGAUGAAGGUAGAAGGAGGCUUAUACCAGCAGUGCGGGUCAGCAGGAAGGCUAUGUAAGUUUACUUUUUAAAAAUAUGUAUAUUAAGUUUUAGUUACAUACAUUUCUGAUAAUAGGAUUGUUUGGACAGCCUUUCAGUAUAAAAAAAUCCAAAAGUCCUGGUAGGAAUCACAUUCCAAGAUACUUUUUUCUGUACCUUUGAAUGGUUUCAUUUUUCCUUUUUACCCAUAUGUAGACUAGCAGACUGCAAAGUGACUGAAGACUGGGUUGAACACUUGGCCUCUGGUCUUAAGUUCCCCUACCUUCCUUUGAGAGAUCUUGAUCUGAGCAACAAUGACCUGAAAGAUUCGGGAGUGAAGCUACUCUGUGAUGGACUGUCAAGUCAGUCCUGCAGACUGAAGACACUGAGGUAUGUUGGUUCAUUUUCCUAAAAUUUACUCAGAGAUGAAGAAAAACUUACCAACUGCAAAGAUGCUUACAAAAAGUUAAUUCUGCUUUGUUUCUCAAGGUUGUCAGGCUGUCUGGUCACUGAGGAGGGUUGUGCUUCUCUGGUCUCAGCUCUCAAGUCCAAUCCCUCCCACCUGAUUGAGCUGGACCUAAGCUACAACAAUCCAGGGGAAUCUGGGAAGAAGCUGCUCUCUGAGCUAAAAGGCGACGCGCAGUACAAGCUCGACAUACUCAGGUACUUACAUAAUGCUUGAAGAUAAGUCUUUUCACUUUUGGUUAAAUUGACAGUGUUGGAGGCAUUUUGAGAAAGAUUUUACACUGGUUACAUCUGUUUUCUGUCUCAAAGUUUAAUUCUUGUGAUUUUUUAACAGCACUGAUCAUGACGGGGAUCACAGGAUGAAACCAGGAUUCAAGAAAUGUAAGUUAUGUCUAGAAUUGCUGUCCACAGUCUAGGAAGGGAGGCCCUUUACUUUUUCUACCAGUAGCCAUCUUCAACUGAAAUGACGAACAAUUUCGAUUGAGCGACCCCCGAUUCCUCAAUAAAUAUAGAAUUUGAUGGUUUGCAAGUAAUUUGAUGUAAUUAGUAAAUAGUACAGAGGUGCCAGUUACACACUUGAUUAAGUUAGAACUUUGGCCUAAACACUGAAUAAGUUGUGUAAAGCUGGAUGGAUGUUGCAUCCUCUGCUUUAAAAUAAGAGAAGAAUCACCUGGUUUAUUAUCAGCACAACUUGAAAGCCAGCAUCCCUGCUGGUGUAGGAAUGCACAAGUGUCCAUGGCACAUGUCGAUAACAUGCCUGGUAAAGCUCUAUUAAUGCUGAGCAAUACAUACAGGUAUCUACUUGAUGUAUGCUGCCAUCCAAACAAUGACUUUCUCAGUGAAGACCUUCAUAUUUUAGCAAGACAAUGCCAAACUACAUUCUGCAAGUAUUACAAAUGCAUGGCUCUGUAGUAUAAGAGUCCUUGGUCAAAUAAAUAGAGCGUCCAAAUUAUUUGCACAACAUCCAAAACCACAAAUUCUGUUUUUCAUUUUUUUUAUUUUUUCACCCUAGAUGCCUGUAUGCUGACUUUCGACCAAGACACUGCCCAGAAGAUCCUUACUUUCACGGACGAAAACAGAAAAGUGUCAUGGGUGGAAGAGGAGCAGCAAUUCCCCAAGGAUGGAGAGAGGUUUGGUACCUGCCAACGUUUACUGUGUCAACAGGGUCUAAACGAGCGCUCCUACUUUGAGAUUGAGAUGUUGGAAACCUUUGCCGUUGGGUUGACAUACAAAACCACUGACAAGAAAGGGGAUGCCCACUGUAAGCUGGGACAGGAUGACAGGUCUUGGUGCCUGAACUGCUCUGAUGAUGGCUGUUAUGCUUUGUAUGACAACCAGAGAUUUAAUGUUGCUGCUCGCCGUUCACGAUCUAGUCGGGUGGCAGUGUACCUUGAUUGGGUGGCUGGUACUCUGUCAUUUUAUAAGGUUUCCUCUGACAGUCGAACCCGCCUCCAUACCUUCAAAACAACUUUCAGCCAACCCCUCCAUCUUGCUGUUGAACUUUACGCAGGUUCCUCAGCAUCAUUAUGUCUGCCGGUGUAA
This is a messenger RNA of Xyrichtys novacula (pearly razorfish), 6625 nucleotides long. Lineage: Eukaryota; Metazoa; Chordata; Actinopteri; Labriformes; Labridae. The record is from the annotation of a GenBank genome assembly.